Messenger RNA from Phaeodactylum tricornutum CCAP 1055/1, 2133 nucleotides. RefSeq lists its product with no specific name. NCBI's taxonomy places the organism in Eukaryota, Bacillariophyta, Bacillariophyceae, Surirellales, Neidiaceae. Bases 1 to 2133 code for a protein of 710 amino acids. Gene Ontology annotation, molecular function: ligand-gated monoatomic ion channel activity. Gene Ontology annotation, cellular component: membrane. The transcript has 3 exons. The record is from RefSeq and is a predicted model, not a curated record.
AUGACAGCACUUUCUCAUCUUCCCGCGGAAGGUCGUCGGUCAGCGGUACCUGUUCCGAGGAUUCGUCGUGUCCGCACUCGUUCAGCAAGGGUGCAUCACGUGAUUCGCCUCUGCAGUCUUUAUUCGGCGAUUCUUGUCGAUGCCCAAUUCACUUCCGCUCCGGCAGCUCUACCGUUGACUGGCAACCCGUCUUGCCCCUGUCUGCAACUCGACGACACGAAGCUUACUCCCAUUAAUGCUGUCGAUCUCACACCCAGUGUUUUGCGGAACAUCGGCAACGGUACCGUUGAUUGGGCAACCUACGGAAUUGGUUGUCGAACUCACGAUGCGCGUACGCCGCAGUGUACGACAUCGGAUUGCGCGAGACUCCAAGACGUAGUCCCCACGCCUUUUCGUUGCGACUUGUCCUGGUGUCAGCGAUCCUGGUGCUUUGUCGAUCCCAACCAUUGUGGCUUGUUGUACCGCCGAUCUGCCCGCUUGCCACGUUCGGAUCGCUUCUACUCCUACGCCACCUGCGGGGACGCCGACUCCUUCACCAAAAACUACCGCUUCGCCGGACUGGAGGGACAAGUGCUGAAGAUUGGGCUCAACUCCAACACGGGUGGCUGGUUGGGGGCCUACUCGUCGGAUGGGCAGCAAUUUAAGGGUCCCCUGUCCAAAUGGUCCGGUCCAACGCUGGAAUUCGUCAAGGAAGCCGCCGUGCGGGGAAACUUUUACGUGAAUCUCACCCUUCCGCCACUGGAGCUGCAAGCACGGUCCUCGGACUUUUUUGGGAGCCCCAGUGAUUUUGAUUACUGCGUCUACGCUACCUCGUUGGGUUUUUUGGAUCUUUGUGUGGCGCAGUACACCAUUACGGACGUUCGGGCGUCCACGACGGAUUGGUUGCUGCUAGGCUCUUCAGGAAUCUACCUCGUAGCUUCCUACAACGUCAACGAUUCCUGGGGUGCGUUCAAGGCCUCCGUCUCGACCAUCUUUCGACCCUUUACCUUUGGAACAUGGAUGUUUAUCGUCUUUUUCGUCAUACCGGUCCUGGGCUGUCUCAUGAUCUUUCACGAAUUUGGGAAAUCGGGGUCGGCCUAUCCAAGGGAAGAAAUGGUCGUCAUUACCCGGAGUAAUGGCGAGCACGAGUUUCGCAAACUCCCGGUACCCUUCGUGCAGCAUAUUGUCAAAUCCAUCUACAUUAAUUUCUUGGCCGUCAUGCAGUCGUCCUACGAGCAAACGGUCAUUUCGAUUGGCGCGAUGCUCAACCUGUUGGGCAUUUCAUUCUUCAUUCUGACAAUCAUUGCCGUCUUUACAGCCAACCUGGCGGCCAUUUUGUCUUCGGAAAGCCGAAACGCGAAUAUCGCCAGUCUAGACGACGCCAUUCGAGCUGGUUUUCGCCUUUGCAGUGAGCGCAAGAAUAUGGAAAGCGUCGUGAAAGCGUACCCACAAGUCAGUCCCAACAUUUUUGCGGUAGAUCCGCCCGAGUUGGGCGGAGAUGGUGAGCCCGGAUUCACUUGUGCGGGUUGCAAUAGUCGACGAAGAGUUUUCGAGUUCAUUGAUCCCAUUAAGGCCCACAGUGAUCCUCGGUACUGUCACGCUGGGCUCGCACCGGAAGAAGACCUGGAAGUGUAUCAGUCACAGGGAGAUUACUGCAAUAAAGUCAUUGUUGGCUCCCCCGUACAGCAUGUGCAGACUGGUUUUCCCAUUUUUGAACUGGUGGCACCGUCCCUAGUUUCUUUCUUUCUCAAGCUAAAAAACGAAGGAGUUUUUGAUCGUCAAGUCUUGACCGGGAAACCGCAAUCUCAAUGCCCGACUGGAGAAGGCGAAGAAGGUGAGGCCUUGGGUAUAACACAAUUGAGUGGUAUCUGGGUAGCGUACUACCAACAAGUAGAAGGCCGGAUACAAAAGCUCCACAAGCGCGAUCAACGCGGUGGUCGCAUCGAAGCGUUGGAAUAUGGGGACCCCGUUCCAAGCAGCGCACACAACCUGAUGUUGAAUACGCGGUGGGGAUCCGAUCUACACUUGUCCGAUCCGCAAAGCUUCAAGCAUCCGAUCGAACAAGCCGCGUCGUCCCCACCGGUAUCCACCUCGGCCAGGGCGCGGACCCAAUCGGAGGAUGAGACUUUGGACAAAGGUGGCGUGCGCUAUUGA